AUGGAAAAGACUACCGGCGAUGAGGGCCGCUCCAUUUAUACAGACAUGGCACAGUUCGGCAGUAUCAUUUAUGAUAUAGUGAAUCCACUCGAGUGGGAAUUUGGGAGUCAUGGUCUUAUCAAUGUUUGGCUCGGAUGCUCACAGGGCGCAUCAGCCCACUGCGACCUUAUCGUGACUCAUCUGAUUCUUUGUCUUGUUAAUCUGGGAGUGUACUUCGUAGAGAUCGACCAUGUCGAGAUGGAUGACAUCAUCCGCGCAUUCCGCGGGGACAGAUCGAUCGGAUGUUUUCGUCCUUUUGUCAGCUUACGGACUCCCGGUCGCACAGUAUUUAACCUCCUGAUCCUACGUCAACGUCCUGGGAGUGCCGUUGUAAAUCACAAAUAUCUUCAUCAUCCCGGAUUGCUUAUACACACUUUCUCCCCCGCGAAACCGAGUAUGGUCGGCCUCACUCAAGUGCGGAGCUCCAACUCCGCCCUUAACUCGCGCAACCCUCACUUUGUCGCUGUAUUCGUCGGAGGCACGAGCGGAAUCGGCGAAUACACCGCGAAGCAGUUAGCCAACUCCGUCAAACAGCCGACCAUCCAUCUGGUGGGCCGCAAUCCGGCCGCAGGAUCGCGCAUCGUGGAAGAGCUCAAAGCAGCCAACCCGAACGGCUCCUUCAACUUCAUCCAGUCCGACCUGUCCUUGCUCCGAAAUGUGGACGACGUGUGCGCCGUAAUUAAGAACAAGGAGGAGAGCAUUGAUCUGCUGUUCAUGACGACUGGACACCUUGCGACCUCGAAGAAAGACACUACGGAAGGCCUCGAGAAUAAUCAUGCCCUGCGUUACUACUCACGCAUGCGAUUCGUCCAUAAUCUCCUCCCGUUACUCAGCGCAUCCAAAACUCCAGGAAGAGUGGUCACUGUGCUUGGAGCUGGACAGGAAGGGCAGAUCAGUGAGGAUAAUCUCGAUCUCCAAAAGUCAUGGUCCUUCUUCAAGUCAGUAACUUAUGCUGCAACGAUGAACUCCCUGGCGAUCGAACACCUUGCCUCGCAAUAUCCGACUAUUAGCUUCGCGCACGUCUUCCCCGGCAUCGUUCGCACGCCACUGAUGAAUAGCACCGUCGGAUCGUUCGCAGGAUCGAUUCUCGGUUUCCUGUCCCGGCCGUUCUCGAUCUCAGAGCAGGAGAGUGGCGAGCGCAACCUCUUCAUCUCGACGUCGGCCGCAUAUCCACCUGCUACGCCUUCAGAUCCAUCCAAGAUUGGCGUGCCCCUACCGGAUGGCGUCCAGACGAGUAUGGCUUCGAACGGCAAAGUAGGUGGUGGCUCCUACAUAUUGAACUAUGAUGGCGCAAACGCGACAAAUGAGAAGGUCAUGAAUGAAUACCGACAGAAGGAUUUUGCCCGGAAGGUAUGGGAGCAUACUGAGGCAACGUUCAAAAAGGUUCUGGGAACUGCGUGA
This is a messenger RNA of Aspergillus terreus NIH2624, 1440 nucleotides long. RefSeq lists its product as uncharacterized. NCBI's taxonomy places the organism in Eukaryota, Fungi, Ascomycota, Eurotiomycetes, Eurotiales, Aspergillaceae. Gene Ontology annotation, biological process: secondary metabolic process. The record is from RefSeq and is a predicted model, not a curated record. The transcript has 4 exons. Bases 1 to 1440 code for a protein of 479 amino acids.